Molecule: messenger RNA, 632 nt
Organism: Saitoella complicata NRRL Y-17804
Lineage: Eukaryota; Fungi; Ascomycota; Saitoellomycetes; Saitoellales; Saitoellaceae
Product: ubiquitin-conjugating enzyme E2
Exons: 3
Coding region: 82-537 (151 amino acids)
Biological process (GO): DNA repair; proteasome-mediated ubiquitin-dependent protein catabolic process; protein polyubiquitination
Cellular component (GO): HULC complex
Molecular function (GO): ubiquitin conjugating enzyme activity
Source: RefSeq, a predicted model, not a curated record
UGCACCACCACGGUACAUCUUUCUUCAUACCCUUCCUCUCAUUCCGAAUCCUGAAAGCUCUACCACAACGUUUGCCACACAAUGUCGACUACCGCCCGCAGACGUCUGAUGCGUGACUUCAAGCGCAUGCAACAGGACCCUCCCGCCGGUGUUUCCGCAUCUCCCGUUGCUGACAAUGUCAUGACUUGGAACGCCGUCAUCAUUGGCCCUUCAGAGACCCCCUUCGAGGACGGUACAUUCCGCCUUGUCCUCCAAUUCGACGAGCAGUAUCCCAAUAAGCCGCCUGUGGUUCGUUUCAUCAGCAAGAUGUUCCACCCGAACGUGUAUGCCAAUGGCGAGCUCUGUCUCGACAUCUUGCAGAACCGCUGGUCACCAACCUACGAUGUGGCUGCGAUCCUUACUUCCAUUCAAUCCCUAUUAAACGACCCGAAUAAUGCUUCUCCGGCAAACGCGGAAGCAGCGAGUCUUCACAAGGAGAACCGAAGAGAGUACAUGAAGAGGGUGAGGCAGACCGUGGAGCAGAGCUGGGAAUCUUAAGCACUUAGAUCCUGAGAUGGAUGGAAUUGUUGAUUCAUUUAUGGCGCAUUGUUAUGGUUGGACUGGUUCGGUGUUUUCUCGAUAGGCUGGCCUCU